CGCCAUCGGCAAAAAUAUCUCGCCCUCGAGAACCCUCCCGUGGCCCCACGUCGGGAUCCUUAUCUUCAGCCGGGACCGCGCCUCCCCCGGCUCGCCGUCCGAUCCGAUCACGACGGCGCGCGUUGCGCCUCUCGCGCUAUAAAUCCGCGGGGUAGGGCAGCCGUGUUCACCCGUGCUCUCUCAGAGGUGGGUUGGCUUCUCCUCCCCCUCUUACCAAGUCCUCGGCUCUAGGGUUUUAGUGGGAAGGGAGAUGGCGGCGGCGGAUGUGGAGUACCGCUGCUUCGUCGGCGGCCUCGCCUGGGCCACCGACAACGCGUCCCUCCAGCAGGCCUUCGCCUCCUACGGUGACGUCCUCGACUCCAAGGUCAUCACCGACCGUGAGACGGGGAGGUCCCGCGGGUUCGGCUUCGUCACCUUCUCCUCCGAGCAGUCGAUGCUGGACGCCAUCGAAGCCAUGAACGGCAAGGAUCUCGACGGCCGCAACAUCACCGUCAACCAGGCUCAGUCCCGCGGCGGCGGCGGCGGCUACGGCGGCGGUCGUCAGGGUGGCUACGGCGGCGGCGGCGGCGGCUACGGAGGCGGUGGUGGCUACGGCGGUGGUCGCCGUGAGGGCGGCUACGGCGGAGGCGGUGGCGGCGGUCGCCGCGAGGGCGGCUACGGUGGUGGUGGCUACGGCAGCCGCGGUGACUCCGGUGGUAACUGGAGGAACUGAUGGGGUGGCCCUCCCGUGCUGGCAGCCAAGUUAUCCUAUAUAUCUAUUAGUGUUCGUGUCACUGUUUGAUCCGAGUUACCCCUGAGUUUUGUCCGUGUGUUACCGUUCGAUUAGGUGUUGGUUCCCAUGUUUACCGUUCCCGAGUUGUUUCCGCAAUGAAAUGAGAAGAAAAGAGUGUCCGCAAUGAAAUGAGAUUUGAUCUGCGCGCA
This is a messenger RNA of Panicum virgatum (switchgrass), 921 nucleotides long. Its product is annotated as glycine-rich RNA-binding protein 2-like. The record is from RefSeq and is a predicted model, not a curated record. Gene Ontology annotation, molecular function: RNA binding. The coding region runs from base 251 to 712 and encodes 153 amino acids. The transcript has 2 exons. NCBI's taxonomy places the organism in Eukaryota, Viridiplantae, Streptophyta, Magnoliopsida, Poales, Poaceae.